Molecule: messenger RNA, 1128 nt
Organism: Fraxinus pennsylvanica
Lineage: Eukaryota; Viridiplantae; Streptophyta; Magnoliopsida; Lamiales; Oleaceae
Source: the annotation of a GenBank genome assembly
AUGAAAUUUUUCUGCCUUAGACCGGUACGGCACUUGAAACACCGGUCUUCCCUAAAACCUUCUCUGUCAGUAAUCUGUUAUCUGUUCUGCUGCAGUCUCGGCGUUAAUUCCCUCACUGUCAGCCCGACUCUCUCUCCCCCCGCCUGCUCUCCUGUCCGGUCCUCCGACCCCUCACCGUUCGCCCCUGCUCUAACACCGGCGCCGACUCUCGUCCGCGUCGGACCCUGUUGCCUGUUACCAAAGGUGCAAUAUGGGUGUGAUACCAUCUCUUGGGACGAGUGGAACUUUGUUAAAACCUCCCUCUUUUCGUCUUCUCCAGAUUCUAUAAACUGUGCCCUCCAAAGAAUAUCGACGUGGAGGAGUAGAGGGUGCAUUCCGGUGGUGAUUGAAGUUACUGCUUCCAUUAUCGAAAUUCAACAGAAAGAUCCUUUUUUUAGAGAUGACUUAAGAGAAGGUGCUUUGCAAUCACAAGAAAUGCUGUCCAUGCUAUAUUGCAUGGCGAUCAUGAGGCUUGUAAAUGGUGUGGUUGAGAAGACACGGAAAAAGACGGAGAUUUCAAUUGGGGAAGCAGCAAAUGCUAUUGGCAUUCCAAGAAUGCUUAUUGAUAUUCGUCAUGAGGGUUCUCAUCGUGAUCUCCCGUCUCUUCAACUGGUUCGUCUUGCAUCGAUGAAGGCACUUGAUUGGUUGAAAUCAUAUUAUUGGGAACCUCAAGAAAAGGCCAUCCCGGUUAAUCAAACUGCCGAUCUCAGAAAAGAAAUUAAGUGUAGUCUACGUGAACUUUCUCUCUCUCUUAAAGUGAAGCAAACCACCAGAUCAAAUUCUUUACAAGUCAAGGGAAAAUGUGUUAGACAAAUGGAUCACUUACAUGGGCAUAGUAAGUUUCUCUUUCUUAUGGCUGGGAAGACGUCACAUUGUAAAAUUACAGGUUCUAAGAAGCAGGCCUCAGAUUCCUCAGAUUUUACAGAAGUUGCGGUGGAACCGCAAAUCGGCCAUGAAAAGCAGCAGACUGUGAGUGUGUUUGAUAAGAGACAUAAAGAAAUCAUGAGAUGCGAAAUAGGCGAACAUCACUGUCUGGAUAAUUUUGCCAAGUCUCGCCAAAUUGAGCUACUUGCUUAUUUGUUUGAAUGA